Mandrillus leucophaeus (drill) is the source of this 1444-nucleotide messenger RNA. It is a transcript of the gene ZSCAN10, whose product is annotated as zinc finger and SCAN domain containing 10. The transcript has 8 exons. Lineage: Eukaryota; Metazoa; Chordata; Mammalia; Primates; Cercopithecidae. Bases 197 to 1444 code for a protein of 415 amino acids. The record is from RefSeq and is a predicted model, not a curated record.
ACUGGGGCAAGGAACUUCCUGUUCCAUUUUUCCAGAGCCCUUCCCUAGGCUGGCGGAGGCUGGCUUUGGCCCUGGAGUCCUCAGAGAACCCCUCUAGCAUCUCUGCCUGUGUAGUGGGGACUCGGAGUGGUGUGGGAAGAGAGGAGAGAGACCCGAGAGUGGGGCCGGCUGUAGGGAGGCAUCCCCACAGUGAAGGAUGCUUGAAGAAUCAAUCUUGGCUGCCCUGGAGCAGGAGCAGCUGGGGGAAGUCAAGUUGGAGGAGGAGGAGGCUGCCAGCCCAGAGGACCCCAGGCGGCCAGAGUCCAGGCUGAGGCCCGAGGUGGCUCACCAGCUGUUCAGAUGCUUCCAGUAUCAGGAGGACAUGGGGCCACGGGCAUCCCUGAGCCGGCUCCGGGAGCUCUGCGGCCACUGGCUACGGCCGGCUCUGCACACCAAGAAGCAGAUCCUGGAGCUGCUAGUGCUGGAGCAGUUCCUGAGUGUGCUGCCUCCGCACCUCCUGGGCCGCCUGCAGGGGCAGCCACUCAGGGAUGGGGAGGAGGUGGUGCUGCUGCUGGAGGGCAUCCACCGGGAGCCCAGCCACGCGGGGCCGCUGGAUUUUAGUUGUAAUGCUGGCAAGAGUUGUCCCCGUGCAGACGUCACCUUGGAGGAAAAGGGGUGUGUUUCCCAGGUCCCCAGCCACAGCCCCAAGAAGGAAUUGCCUGCAGAAGAACCUUCAGUGCUGGGCCCAUCGGAUGAGCCUCCCCCAACCCAGCCAAGGCCUGCCAAGCCUGCUGAGCUGGGACAGUGGAGACUUCCCCCAAGUUCAAAGCAGCCACUGAGCCCGGGGCCCCAGAAGACAUUCCAGGCCCUGCAAGAAAGCAGCCCCCAGGGCCCCUCACCAUGGCCAGAGGAGAGUUCCGGAGAUCAGGAGCUGGCGGCUGUGCUGGAGUCCCUGACCUUUGAGGAUGUGCCAGAGAAUAAGGCGUGGCCUGCACACCCCCUGGCCCUGCAGGAGCUGCUGGGACAGGGGCUGGAAGCAAGCAGGGCCCCUCAGAAUGACCAGGGCCACCAAAGCCCAAAGGCAAGAGUCGUGGAACCCCAGGAUAGGAUGGGACAGAACAGGACAGGGCCCCCAACCCCAUCUUUAUCUCACCAGCUGCUGCUGGCUGCCAAGCCUCCCCUGAAUGGGGGCAGACCAGGGAGGGGCAUACUGACCUCCCGGCGCAACGCGCAUCUGCGGCGGCACCUGGCUACCCAUGCGGAGCCAGGGCAGGAGCAGGCCGAGCCCCCGCAGGAGUGCGUGGAGUGUGGCAAGAGCUUCAGCCGCAGCUGCAAUCUGCUGCGACACCUGCUGGUGCACACGGGCGCCAGGCCCUACUCCUGCACGCAAUGUGGCCGCAGCUUCAGCCGCAACUCCCACCUGCUGCGCCACCUGCGCACCCAUGCCCGCGAGACGCUAUACUAG